Sorghum bicolor (sorghum) is the source of this 1834-nucleotide messenger RNA. RefSeq names its product eukaryotic translation initiation factor 2 subunit gamma. Gene Ontology annotation, cellular component: cytosol; eukaryotic translation initiation factor 2 complex. The coding region runs from base 166 to 1560 and encodes 464 amino acids. The transcript is spliced from 9 exons. The record is from RefSeq and is a predicted model, not a curated record. Gene Ontology annotation, molecular function: GTPase activity; translation initiation factor activity; tRNA binding. Gene Ontology annotation, biological process: formation of translation preinitiation complex; positive regulation of translational fidelity. Lineage: Eukaryota; Viridiplantae; Streptophyta; Magnoliopsida; Poales; Poaceae.
ACUUAUAUCAGGCAGGCCCGGCCCUCGUCACCUUUUCUUCUCCCGUUCACGGUUCAGCUUGCUCUCCCCAGCAGCGACGACUGGGCGACCCCCGCCGCCGCACUAAACCCUACCCCAGGUCUGCGUCGGGCUCUUGCCGGCGGCGAGCACCAGCCAGCUUCCAAGAUGGCUCGUCGUGGAUUGAUGGAACAGGACUUAAGCAAACUGGAUGUGACGAAGCUUCACCCACUGUCACCUGAAGUUAUCUCACGCCAAGCAACAAUCAAUAUUGGUACCAUUGGCCAUGUGGCUCAUGGAAAGUCUACUGUUGUGAAAGCUAUAUCUGGAGUUCAGACUGUUCGGUUCAAGAAUGAGCUGGAACGUAACAUUACUAUAAAGCUGGGUUACGCUAAUGCAAAAAUCUACAAAUGUGAGGAUGACAGAUGUCCACGACCAAUGUGCUACAAGGCAUAUGGAAGCGGAAAAGAAGAUAGCCCUCUAUGUGAUGUGCCUGGAUUUGAAAACACUAGAAUGAAGCUCCUGAGACAUGUUUCUUUUGUCGAUUGCCCGGGACACGACAUUCUCAUGGCUACAAUGCUUAAUGGAGCAGCUAUCAUGGAUGGAGCUCUUCUUUUGAUCGCAGCAAAUGAAAGUUGUCCACAGCCCCAGACGUCUGAACAUCUUGCUGCUGUUGAAAUCAUGCGUCUUCAACAUAUCAUCAUUCUGCAGAACAAGAUUGAUCUUAUCCAGGAAAGUGCCGCGAUGAAUCAGCAUGAAGCAAUCCAGAAAUUCAUCCAGGGGACAAUAGCUGAAGGUGCACCUGUGGUGCCUAUAUCUGCCCAGCUGAAAUACAACAUUGAUGUUAUCUGUGAAUACAUUGUGAAGAAAAUCCCUAUCCCUGAAAGGAACUUUACCUCGCCUCCCAACAUGAUUGUUAUUCGCUCCUUUGAUGUUAACAAGCCUGGUUCAGAGGUUGAUGAAAUUAGGGGUGGUGUAGCUGGUGGCAGUAUCCUCAGGGGAGUUCUGAGGGUGAACCAGAAGAUUGAAGUUCGCCCUGGCAUUGUCAUGAAAGAUGAGAGUGGAAACAUUAAGUGCACUCCUAUCUAUUCAAGGAUUGUUUCACUCUAUGCUGAGCAGAAUGAACUCCAAUUUGCUGUCCCAGGAGGGCUUAUUGGUGUAGGAACAACCAUGGACCCAACUCUAACGCGUGCUGAUAGGCUGGUUGGCCAGGUUCUUGGUGAAGUUGGUUCACUACCUGAUGUUUAUGUAGAGCUUGAGAUCAAUUUCUUCCUACUCCGGAGGCUGUUGGGUGUGAGGACGAAAGGUACAGAGAAGGCAGGGAAGGUGUCGAAGCUCACCAAGGGCGAGAUCCUCAUGCUUAACAUAGGAUCCAUGUCCACAGGCGCCCGCGUGCUCGCUGUUAAGAACGAUCUCGCCAAGCUACAGCUCACCGCACCUGUCUGCACGAGCCGAGGCGAGAAGGUUGCUCUGAGCCGUCGUGUUGAGAAGCAUUGGCGCCUCAUCGGAUGGGGCCAGAUCCAAGCCGGUACAACACUUGACGUACCACCGUGCCCGCUUUAAACUGAAGCGUCAUACUCAGACGUGACCUGAAGUUGUGAGUGCCAAAGAGAAAAGAUGAGUUUGUUGGUAGUCCUGCCUUUGUGUUACUGCAGAGCCAAAGUCUUAGGCCACUCUAGUUUUAUUUUGUUUUGUUCAAUUUUGGAGGCCACUUCCAUUAUGAUUCCUGUGAACAUUAGCAGGUCGGAAACCAGUAUUGUGAACAUUGUGAGUACGGCAUAUGGAUCAGUAUUGCCAACGUCUUGCUUUCGCACCAAAUUUUAGACUUAUCUUCGAA